AUGUUUGCACGAGUCGUUCGCCCUGCGGUGGUUAAUAGCAAUGCUCUUAGUGUUGGCUAUCAAGGUCGAAACUAUGCCACCUUGAAAGAAAUUCAGUUACGAUUAAAGUCCGUAAACAGCAUUGCCAAGAUCACAAAAUCUAUGAAGAUGAUUGCAUCAACAAAGAUGACCCGUGCACAAAGAGCAAUGGAGAUUGCAAGAUUUUUCGGUGCCACUCAAGCAGCCCUUUUCAACAAUGCCGACACCAAGCCACCCGAAGACGGUCAAAUACUAGUUGUUACCGUUUCGUCUGAUCGUGGAUUAUGCGGUGGUAUUCAUUCUAGUGUGUCAAAAUAUUCACGCAAUCUCCUUCUCGAAAAGCCAAAUGCACAUGUUGUAGUACUGGGCGACAAAGCAAAAUCGCAACUCUCACGUACAGUUCGUGAAAAAAUCAAACUUUCUUUCAAUCAAAUUGGAAAAGCUGUACCAACAUACGCUGAAGCAAGCGCUGUAGCUGAUACUAUAUUAAAAGAAAAAAUUGAAUUUGAUCAAGCCGUGAUUGUUUAUAAUUACUUCAAAUCGGUUAUCUCUUAUGAAGCCGAGACCAUUCCUGUAUAUUCCGAAACAACUUUUUCUAAAUCCGGAAACUUUGAUGCAUACGAAGUUGAAGAUGAUGUUCUAGAAAACCUUAAGGAAUUUGCAUUUGCUAAUUCAAUUUAUUGGGGCCUAGUUGAGGGUCAUGCAUCAGAGAUGGCGUCAAAACGUAGUGCAAUGGAAAAUGCAACAAAAAAUGCGGGCGAAAUGAUUGAUAAAUUGACUCUUACUUAUAAUCGUGGCAGACAAGCUGUCAUUACUAAUGAAUUGAUCGACAUUAUAACUGGUGCUUCGGCAAUUUGA
Molecule: messenger RNA, 876 nt
Organism: Acaulospora morrowiae
Lineage: Eukaryota; Fungi; Glomeromycota; Glomeromycetes; Diversisporales; Acaulosporaceae
Source: the annotation of a GenBank genome assembly